AUGAUGGAUUUUCAGAAGUCUUCUCCCUACCCCAUGUAUUAUCCACGACACCCGCCCCGAUCCACGGGAGUCGCCCCCGUCGCGCCUCCAGAUCCUCAGAUUGCACCUCCUCCACUGCCAACAACCUCCUACGCCACUGUGACCACUGCCAUCACCACGCCUCCCACGUCUACCGCUCCGACCGCUCCGACCGCUGCCCAAGAGACGUAUAUCCUGCAGACCACCGCCUUUCCCCCGCGAGACGAGAUCCCUCGAUCGACCAUGGUCUAUCGAUACCCCCCGCCGCCCUCACCGGCUGUCACCAUCGCAUCGACCCCGUACCCCCCUGAGAAGGCAUAUGCGUCGGCGCGGACAGAGCACCACCAGCGGUAUCACGUCACACCAACCAGCCGUGGCUCCACGAAACAGCCGCCGGAAAGAGCGUACCCAGCACACCCGAGUUCUGAGGGAUGGAGAGAGGCUGCUCUCCGUCUCCUGUCUUCCUCGCUUCUCUCUUUCUUCUUUUCCGUCGCGUCUUUCUGCUCUCUGUACCACUUCUGCUUCUGCUUCCCUCCCGUCACUCCCCAUGAACCCCCCUCCCUCCCACGACCACGCGCGUCGGAGGUCUUUGGGCAGCAGCGCCAGUUCCGCGUUUCCUGGACAAAUCCUGUCAUCAUAUCGAUGAUCCUCCCUGCUAUCUACUCAUCCGCGCUCCUUGUUCUUCCUGUCGCUGCUCUUCUCUACCUCUACCUCCACCUCCAUCUCCAUCUCCCUCCUUCCUCCUUCCUCCAAGCUAACCCCGGAUUUUCCCGCCCCUGUCAGCCUCCCACCAACCCUCCGGCUCACCAUCGCCCCGGCAGCAGCAUGUCCAUCUCCUCCAUGCUCGGCGCCUCCGACCUGGACCGCCCCGCCCGGGAUGUAGGCUCAUCCGCUCUCUUUUCUCGUCUUCCAGUCUCCUCCGCCCCGUUUGGGAGUGUUCCGCCCCCCGCGGCCGCCCCCGGCGCCAUGUCGCCGCCCAUGGCACCCGCCAGACCUUCCGCGCUCGAUUAUUCGCCCUUCCGUCGGUCGCAGACCCCCGACAAGUCCUUCUCCAAGCCGCCGCCCGGGAAACCAUACCGUUCAAACUCGGGGGGAAUGACCUCGUCGACCAGCGACUCCAGCAAAUUCGGGGGUUUGUCGCGCGGGCCACCCUCGUCGCAGUACCCCGACAAGCCGAGUUCUGCGCACCCCUCGCCCCAAGUCUCCUCCGUAGAGCCCUACAACGAACCCCGUCGGUUGAGCUUCGGUGCCCCGGCGCGUCCCAGCAGCCAACCCCAGCAUCUCGACGCCCCGGGCCGACCCGGCUACUCCUCGUUGACGCGCCCGUCCGCAUCCGCUGGUGAGGGUCCGUUUGGCCAACGAUCCGCCUCGUUUAUGGGCCACGAGUCUCACGGUCGUUUCAGCGGUCUGUAUGCCGACCGACACAUGGAGGAGCAGGCCCAUCGGGAGCGGGAACGCGCCCUGGCACAGGAGAACGAAGCAAAGUCGCAUGGUCCCUCGCGGUAUCCCUCCCACUUUCCGGAGCGGGAAACAUCGAGUCGGCCCCAGAGCACAUGGGAGUUGGGUCGCUCCCAGCCCUCGUCGCCAGAGGCCAAACGGUAUUCGGCGGCGGAGUCCGGCGGGGGUUUUGGCUUUGGGGCCAUCCAGAGCUACACCAAGUCUCUGGAUGCGAAACGGAGUGGCCGAGCCUCUCCGCUCCCUCAAGCCGUCCAAGGCGCCCUGGGUCCGACUGGAGAGGGAGGCCUCAAGAACGACCUGGGGCGUGUGUUUUCGGGGAUUGGGAGCGGUGUUGGCGGCGUGACCGCCUCCUCUGGCAGUGGACCGUCCACUCCCAUGGCUGCGAGCCCUUUCAAGCGGGAUAGUGUGACGGCGCGUUCGGCCAACAGUGAGACAACCGAUGAGACCAAGGCUGCGCGACCGGGGUCCGCCACCGGAAAGCGACAAAGGAGAUCGCGAGAUGAGGAGGCUGCCGAGGUCGAGGCCGACCUUCGAGCCGGUGCGGCCGCUCGAGGGGUGCGGCGAAAUCGCCAUCUUCACCACCACCAUCACCAUCAUCACCAUCAUCGACCCAAACCAGAGGAUGACCCGUUCAGCGCGCAUCGGGGUCCUUCAUCGUCCGUCUUCCCACGGACUUCCACCCCCGCUGAAGGCGCACCUGCACCGCAUGCGCACCACCACCACCACCAUCAUCAUCACCAUCACCACCACCAUGCUCGGCCCUCUGCGCCUAGUGCGGUGGUACCCAUGCGCGAACCCCGGACGGUCGUGACGAUCGAGCCCACUCUGGCUAGCGUGGCUCAUCUCCCGCGGCAUCAUCUUGGCUCGACGCUGUACAACCCCAUCAUUGGCAUCCCGACAGAAAAAGCCAGUUUGGAGAGCGCGAAAUUCGGCUACACAACGACCCCUCGACCUUUGCCGCGUUUCGAGGGGAAGGCCAACUGCACGUUUACUGUUCGGGUGCCGCGUUUCCGUAUUGAUGCCAGCCAUCGGGAGGAAAUUUGCGCGCGACGGGCGCUCUGGGGCACGGGCAUCUACACCGACGACUCGGAUCCGGUCGCGGCGGCCGUCCAUUCGGGAUUCAUCCGCGGCGCCUGGGGGGAGGACGUCGAUGUGGAGAUGCUGGAUCUGGAGAUCAAGGACGCGUACCAACACUGCCCGAAGACGGCGCAAGAGAUGGGAUUACCGGAGGGAGAUCGUCCAAAGGAGCCGCCUGUGCCGCCUACCGACAAGGACCUGCACAUCACCCUGCUUGUGCUGCCCCCGCUGGAACGCUACGACUCAACCGUGCUGUUUGGCUUGAAGUCGCGGUCGUGGGAGAAGUCCCAUGAUGGCAUGAGCUUCAAGGUGCUGCGGGUGGAAUGGGUCGAGGAGGGGGUUGGACGGGGUGAAGAGCGCAGUGGCGAGGCGCGGCGCAAGCGUCUGCGCAAUCUGAUGCAGAGCGGACGUAUCUGCACGGGACCGGGCGUAGUGAAGCUUGAGCAUCUGCGUAACGGGAUUAGUGUGCCGCGACGCACACCGAAGGCGAUGAACGGGGAGUCGAGCGCGAUGCAGACGGUGUCAUGA
Aspergillus terreus NIH2624 is the source of this 3081-nucleotide messenger RNA. RefSeq lists its product as uncharacterized. The record is from RefSeq and is a predicted model, not a curated record. The transcript has 6 exons. Bases 1 to 3081 code for a protein of 1026 amino acids. Lineage: Eukaryota; Fungi; Ascomycota; Eurotiomycetes; Eurotiales; Aspergillaceae.